Xylaria bambusicola is the source of this 4786-nucleotide messenger RNA. RefSeq lists its product as uncharacterized. The transcript is spliced from 2 exons. The coding region runs from base 375 to 4160 and encodes 1261 amino acids. The record is from RefSeq and is a predicted model, not a curated record. Gene Ontology annotation, molecular function: protein binding. Lineage: Eukaryota; Fungi; Ascomycota; Sordariomycetes; Xylariales; Xylariaceae.
UAGGAAUAGAUAUUUCGCAAGCUACCUUACUUUCGAGCAAUAGGACUAGUUCCAUCACUGCCGCCAUCAACUUCGAUGCUCGAUCCAGGUCAACGUUGCAAUUUUGUCUGUAUUGAUUUAUAAUUAUUUAGUUGUCACCAUCUUUGUGUUGGUAGGGCGACUAGACCAUUAAGCCCGACAUUUCGAUUCGAGCGCUGCGCGAGUAUUUUCUGGAACUGAACUUCACACAAACUACGACAAUAUUAGUUCCAAUCUGCUAUCGUUCUGCAAGAUUUUCAACGCUUUCAGCUACCCUUAGAGAACAGAUUGGCCUUCCACGACUUGUCUGCCGAAGUACUAAAGAUUUCCGUAGUAUUUGUCUGAGUACUGGGAAUAUGAACGAAUUCCGUGGCCAAGGCAUUCAGAGUUCGGGGCCUUUCACGGUCGGCCGUGAUAUCCAUAUCACUGCAGGACCUCGGGACAACGCCACUCUCCUGAAAGUUCGAUCAACCGACCCUCGAGACGAUAAGGUACGCAUUGAACAACAGAAAGGUGGCCUGCUACGUGCCUCAUACGAAUGGAUUCUGAGCUAUGAGGACUUUUUAAGAUGGCGUGAUGGCGAGGGGUACCAACUCUUAUGGAUCAGAGGCGAUCCUGGGAAAGGAAAAACAAUGUUGGUUUGCGGAAUUAUCAACGAGCUCAAUGAAGCGCGUAAGAGUGGUUGCAACAUUGCGUACUUUUUCUGCCAAGCCACCAAUUUUCAACUGCGGAAGGCGACCUUCGUGCUACAGGGUCUCAUAUUCUCGUUAAUUUCUCAGCAGCCUGAUUUACUGGAUUUGGUUCGAGAUGACAUCGACCAGGCAAGUAGCGAGUUAUUCCGAGAUCUGAAUGGGUGGGCUGCACUCUGCAGAAUAUUCAAUCUUCUGAUUGAGGAAACGGAAAGGCGCCGGCAAAUCACUUACAUUCUGGUGGAUGCACUAGACGAGUGUUUGGAAGACAGGAGUCAGCUUAUUAAAUGGAUUGCGAGUCUAUCAUCGUCGGGCAUCAGAAUACUCAUCUCUAGCCGCAACUGGCCCCUCAUUGAGAGUGGACUGAGCAAUGCCACACAAAAGGUAGCGCUGCACCUGGAGUUGAAUGAUGAGGCUAUUUCAAAUGCCGUGGAUCGCUAUAUCGACGAUAAAGUCGUGAGACUGGAGAGGUCGAAAGACUUGGAUAUUGAAACGCGGGAGACAGUCAAACGGCACUUGAAGUCCUAUUCCAGCAAUACAUUCUUAUGGGUUGCACUAGUCUGCGAGAUACUUGAUCGCGAGGAUACCUAUCCAUGGCGCGUACUUGACAUGCUCCAUGAAUUCCCACCCGGGCUCAAUGAACUUUAUGGACAAAUGGCGACACAUUGUUUCGCCUCGAAGGAAGCCGAACUCUGCCGCCGAGUUCUUGCUGUUCAGACGCUUGCUUACCGGCCACUCACCCUAACCGAGCUGUUGUCCCUGGUCAAAUGCCCCGAGAUGAUCGCGGAGAGAUGGCUACGAAAGAUAAUCGAAUUAUGCGGUUCAUUCUUGACAGUCAAGGAGGACACAAUUUACUUCGUCCAUCAGUCAGCGAAAGACUAUCUGACCAAAAACAUGCCCGAUUCUCUCUUUCCUGAGGGCAUCCUUGCUUCCGGGCAUCGGGCAAUAGUCGUACAGUCUAUCCAAGCCUUGGCCGGCACUUUACGCGAAAAUAUGUACCAGCUACCGUCAAUAGGAUUCCGUCUUGACAAUGUCAACGCCCCUAACCCCGACCCACUACGCGGAAUACGUUAUGCCUGCGUGUACUGGGCUGAUCAUCUAGUCGAUGCCGAGUUAAUGAAGAAAAGGAACGCUGAAGAUGGUAGAUUGGUGUAUCAGUUUCUAGAACAGCACCUCUUACACUGGUUCGAGGCUCUCAGCCUCUUAAGACAACUAAGGUCAGGCAUUGCGGCCUUGACAAAGAUUCUGUCCCCGCAACAAACGAGCAGUGGGAUAUUUCAAGAUUUAUCUGAUAUGGUAUACGAUGCAUGGAGGUUUAUACACCAUAACAGGGUCGGGAUCGAGAGCGCACCGCUCCAAGUGUACAGCUCUGCACUUAUCUUUAGUCCAACGUGCAGUCUUGUCCGACGGCUCUUUCUGAAGGAACCAGAGUGGCUGCUAAUGAGCCCAACCGCGGAAAGCCACUGGAGCCCGUGCCUCCAAACGCUAGAAGGCCAUACCUCGCCAAUCAGCUCUCUUGCGUUUGCACCCAACGGAAAGUAUGUGGCAUCAGCGUCCGAUGAUUGUACGAUUAGGUUCUGGGAUGUGACAACGGGCGAGUGCCUGAAUAUCCUCGGGGAUCAUGAAAAGCGAAUCGGAUUAAUCGUAUUUUCGCCUAAUGGCGAACUAUUGGCUUCGAGUUCAAUCAGUAACGAAAUUUGUAUCUGGGAUACACUAACGGGCGCAUGGCAGCGAACGCUCACAUGUGAUCCUAACGAGCCCAGGUCUUGGUUGACCAAAAUCGCCUUUCGUGAUGAUGAAAACGUUAUAUCAAUUGACAAUUGCGCUGCAGUAUGUAUCUGGGAUAUCGCAACGGGAGAAUGUGUCAAAAGAAGGCCGAGAGAGGUGGUGCACGUCAAGACAAAUACACAGAUUUCUCUCUCGGGAAACGGUCGGCGUGCAGCAUGGUUAACAGCGGACCGGAAGAAAGGAAAGAUCCGAGUCAAUAUACUAGAUACUCGGACUAGGCAGCGGCACAAAACACCCUGGUACCCAAGGCUGGGUGCAGUGGCGUUGUCCUUCGAUGGGGAAGCUGUGGCGUAUUAUCUAACAGAAUCCGAAGAGUUAUGCAUAUGGGACAUAAGGGGAGAUAGAUCAUGGGCCAUAAAACUGCCAACCGACUACCCUGAUGGCCAGCCUUCCGAAUCAUUAACCUGGUCGCCUGAUGGCCAGUACAUAGCAGCAAGAGGGGAUAAGCAUAAAACAAUAAUAGUGAAGUGGGCUAUUGCAACCGGCCCGGCCAUCAUACCUUCCCAAUGGACCGGCGUUAUACAAUAUUGGGAUGUAUUAGAGUUCUCACCUGACAGCACCUUGCUAGUAUCCAGCUCGCUAAACAAGGCAGUGCAGGUGUUUGAAAUGGCAGCACUCCGAACACAGCCCGAGAAGCGCAAAUGGCCACAAACCACCAACUAUCCAACCAAACCCUUCCUCUCUCCCGACGGUAACUUCCUUGGAUUUACGGGCGACGAUGGGGAUAUCCAAGUGUGGGACCUAGUGAAGAACCGACGCUUGAGUAGAAUUGCAAUGCCAUACGACUGGGGUGGUCCCUGGGACACGAUGACAUUUUCCCCUGAUGGUAAGCAAUUGUUGCGGGGCAAGUCAUCGCCUGCAGGUGGACACGUGAAACACGUAACAGAACUUUUCGACGCUGCUACCGGCUGCCGCCUGUGGGAGAUAUGCGAGAGCGGGAGAAACCCGCAUAGUGUUGCGUUUUCUGAGAACGGAACCUACUUGGUAAGCGAUACACGGGCACGGCAGCAUGGAAAUCGGGCGGUGAGUAUUAGGGACGCGAUCACAGGAACCUGCAUUGGUGUUAUCACUAUUCCAUCACGCGAGACUUGGGCCCUCUCCAAUGAUGGCACAAAAUUGGCAACGACACGACGAACUGUAUCUCCAGAUCGUAUAAGGAAAGAACCGCUACUGCGGGUCGCCGUCUGUAUUUUUGAUGUAGCAACAGGGUCAUAUAGGUGCUUAGACACCAUACCAAAUGCAGAAAGUUGCUACACUCUCAUGUUCUCACCGGACGACAGUCAUAUUGUUCUACUCCUUCAAGGCGAGAUCUGGAUAGUGGAAGCGACAACGGGGGCUUUGUUGAAACGCCUUGUCGGAUUCGAAUGGGUUUCUCGAUGGGUGGUAGCUGGUCUACAAACUUCACGCGGUAUUUACGAUACACGGGCACCGCUAGACGAUCCUAGGGAUUUGAUAGAAUAUGACAAGAACAAUGUUAUCGAAGGCACCUUAUCUGGAGUCGGGAUUUCUCCAGCUGGAGACUGGAUCUUGAAGAACGGCGAGCCAUACCUCUGGAUUCCCCAAGACCAUCGACAUACAACAAGAUACCCCAGGCAAGAUGCAAUCGCCGGAAAUACGAUUGUAAUUGGCGAUGCUAGUGAUCAGAUCUACUGUAUUCGCCUAUAAUCUACGUCUACAGCCCGAUGAUACACGUGUUCGCUUAACUGUCAACGAGUUCAACAUCUUUCCCCCUUCUCUGACGACACGGAAAACCUGAGAUGCUCCAAAGGAGCGGAGCUGCCAAGCAAUGUCUUGGUGCUCUGAAAGGCCGACCCUACACGGUAAUUUCAGCGCGGCGAACACUUGGGAAAUUAUUCCCCCACACGACUGCACAUCCACGGUCUAGAAUCCGGGCAGGUUACUGUGAUAGUACUACCAUAUUCUCUAUUCUCUAACUUCCAUCCGCACUGGAAACCUCCCCGCCGCCGCCCAUCUCAGCUUGGUAUGCCCUGUUUCCAUUAACAGUGUUGCUGCCCUUCCUAGAAUUUAGAACAUCCCAUUCCGCGUAAUCAGGAAUGAUAUUAAACGUCUUCACAGUUAUCACAAAUGCCGCUUUCAGUUCCAUCUACGCGAAUGUUUGACAGGUACAACUGCGUUGGCCCCUUUCAAACUCCCGCCACGAUCCUUGGAUAAAGGGGGACACUAGCAUCGACUAGCUAUCGUUCUAGAAUGAAGUCUUCUAGCUUGGAAAAGACAGACGGGUGAUGAUGCAUAGCUAAACUGAGCGUCCAGAUGUGGCACUCAUCCGUCGG